Molecule: messenger RNA, 1512 nt
Organism: Sclerotinia borealis F-4128
Lineage: Eukaryota; Fungi; Ascomycota; Leotiomycetes; Helotiales; Sclerotiniaceae
Source: the annotation of a GenBank genome assembly
AUGGCUUCAUAUCAAAAUGCUGGUGGCCCAAGUGGCAGCGGCUCAGAGUCUAGCCGUGGCUCGAGGAGGAAAUCAAGUCGGACAAUAAAAGAACAGAACUUACCCCAUGGGCAAGCAUCUUGGUUUAGUAGCAAUGUCAACCUUCUCAAUACUAUCGUCGGUGCCGGUACACUUGCCAUGCCUUUAGCAAUGUCACAUAUGGGAAUACUACUCGGAACAUUCGUUAUAGUAUGGUCGGGGUUGAUGGCAGCUUUUGGGUUAUAUUUACAAUCUCGAUGCGCCAGAUAUCUUGACAGAGGGACGGCUUCUUUCUUCGCAUUAUCACAAAUCACCUACCCAAAUGCAGCGGUCAUUUUCGAUGCGGCUAUUGCUAUCAAAUGCUUCGGUGUGGGCGUUAGUUAUUUGAUCAUCAUUGGUGAUCUAAUGCCAGGAGUUGCAACGGGCUUCAACCAGGGAGCAGAGUCCAUACCACUUCUUAUGGAUCGAAAGUUCUGGGUGACGGUUUUUAUGUUUGUUGUUAUUCCGCUCUCAUACCUAAGACGUCUUGAUUCCUUGAAGUAUACUAGUAUUGUGGCUCUGGUUUCCAUUGGGUACCUCGUUAUACUUGUGGUAUAUCACUUUUUCAAGGGAGAUACUAUGGCAGACCGAGGUCCAAUUAGAGGGGUUGAAUGGGGAGGAAUAGUCCCAACUUUACAGAGUUUCCCCGUCAUUGUCUUUGCUUAUACUUGCCACCAGAAUAUGUUCUCCAUUCUGAAUGAGAUCAAAGACAACUCACCUAAGCGAACAACAGGUGUUGUUGUGGCAAGUAUUGGCAGUGCUGCUUCGAUAUAUGUUUUAGUUGCCAUCACAGGUUAUUUGUCUUUUGGUAAUGCUGUGAAGGGAAACAUUGUUGGAAUGUAUAUCCCAUCUACUGCUUCAACAAUUGCUAAAGCAGCCAUUGUCAUUCUCGUCAUGUUCUCCUAUCCACUUCAAGUACAUCCUUGUAGAGCAUCAGUUGAUGCAGUCUUGAAGUGGCGCCCAAAUUCAUGGCAGAGACGCCAUUCACCCAAUGGAUCACCUGCUCGAUCCGCUCCUUUACUAUCCGGCGGCUAUGUCCGACCUGCCACAAGAAAUGAAACUAUUAGUGAAACACGCUUCGCAAUCAUUACCACAGUUAUUAUUACUCUUAGCUACUUUACAGCAAUUACCGUGUCAUCGCUCGAUAAAGUACUUGCAUACGUUGGAAGCACAGGUAGUACAAGCAUUAGUUUCAUUUUACCAGGACUGUUCUACUACAAGAUUUCAUCCCCAGAUUCAAUUCACCAUCAACGAUUGACAAAGGAGGAUGAUGAAACAGAUUCGGAUGAAGAACAAGAGGAAGGUCAAGGUCUACUUGGCCAAUCCAUCAAAAAGACUGUGCCUUGGCGCAAAACCAUCUUACGAAAGCUAUCUUUAGCAUUGGCUAUUUAUGGCAUAUGCGUAUUGGUCAUCUGUCUGACGACCAACUUAUUCUUCACUGCGCAGGGGCAUUGA